UGGGCGCCUUUACUACAAGCUUUACGGUACAAACAUGGCCACUUACUGGAGAGUAAACAUUUACAGUCUUGUACUUAUUUAAACGCUAUAGACAAAUGAUCUACAAAAGAAGACAAAGCAGCACUUUAAAAUGAAACUGUCCUCAGCUACAUCAUUUUUAUUGCGAGGACAUCGCAUUUGCCGGACAUCGGGCGCUGUGUCAUGUAACGCUAAAUUGGUCAGAUAUGAGCCAGUUCGUUUAAAAAAACACUUCUCUGUGUCUGCAGAGACACAUAGCACUGCGCUUUUGUACCGAAACCAUGGGGAACCCUCCAAAGUUGUUCAGCUGGAGACAUUGGACAUGCCACCCAUUGGACCUGAAUGUGUCCUGGUGAAAAUGCUGGCAGCUCCCAUUAAUCCCUCUGAUUUAAACAUGGUUCAAGGCACCUACGCUAUCUUGCCCAGUCUCCCAGGAGUGGGUGGCAAUGAGGGGGUCUGUCAGGUCAUGGAGGUAGGCAACAAAGUGACAACACUCAAGGUGGGCGACUGGGCAAUUCCAAGAGAUGCUGGCAUAGGUACAUGGAGAACAGCAGCUGUGUUGAAGGCUGAUGAUCUGGUGGCAUUGCCCAAAGACAUUCCUCUGCUGUCUGCUGCUACUUUGGGAGUGAACCCCUGUACAGCUUACAGAAUGCUCUUGGACUUUGAGGAGCUCAAACCAGGCGAUACAGUCAUUCAGAAUGCAGCAAACAGUGGCGUCGGACAGGCUGUUAUUCAGAUUGCUGCUGCCAAGGGUAUUCAAACCAUCAAUGUUGUCCGAGACAGGCCUGACCUGCAACAGCUCCAUGACAGACUUAAAGCGCUGGGUGCCACACAUGUCAUUACAGAGGAGUCACUAAGACGGCCCGAAAUGAAGGAGCUUUUUAAGUCAUGUUCACGACCCAAACUGGCACUAAAUGGAGUUGGAGGUAAAAGCGCCACAGAGCUGUUACGCCAUUUACAAAGUGGAGGUAGUAUGGUGACGUAUGGAGGAAUGGCCAAACUACCAGUCACUGUACCAGUGAGCGCACUGAUCUUUAAAGAUGUAAAAAUAAGAGGUUUUUGGGUGACCCAGUGGAAGAGAGACAAUAGACAUGAUGAAGACUCCUUACAGAAAAUGCUGGAUGAACUUUGCAUCCUUAUCCGUGCUGGGAAACUCGCAGCUCCAGCUUGCACCGAAGUGAGGCUUCAGGACUUCCAAAAAGCUCUGGAUGAUGCCAUGAAGCCAUACGUGUCCACCAAACAAGUUUUUGUUAUGUGAUGCCUUUCAUAAAUUUGCUGUAUGUUAAUAACAUACAGACAAAAAUGUGAUAUUGACAUCAAAUUAAUCCUGUAAAUCCUCUUCAUGGGUUUUUCCAACUUCAUGAAAGCAAAAGCUAUUUUGGCAAUAUUUUAUUUUGACGUUGUCAUUUAGGCAACUUAAAAUUUGUAUUGAUUAUAAAUCAGACAAGUCGGCUUUUAUAGCGACUACACAGAGAUGACUUACUUUUCUGUAUAGAGUUAUCGCAAACUGUUGUUGAAUCAAAUAAAUGUGUGUACAAAGACAA
Messenger RNA from Misgurnus anguillicaudatus (oriental weatherfish), 1562 nucleotides. NCBI's taxonomy places the organism in Eukaryota, Metazoa, Chordata, Actinopteri, Cypriniformes, Cobitidae. The record is from RefSeq and is a predicted model, not a curated record.